GUUUGUUUCCUCAUCCUAUGAUCGUUGAGUUUCUAAGCAACUACAAAUUUUUUCAAUUUUCAUAUCUGUAUGCCAUAGUAUAACAAAUAAUAAACAGAAUUUUCUGUACAUUUCUAAAAAUGGGUUUCUGUAACUCGGAUUUGAGUUCGAAAUUCAUUAACUCGUAUUCCAACUUCUUACCUUUAAACCGAAUUGGGAAUUUUACAUUUCAAUUUGUAUUAGAAUGCCUUAAUACAAAUCUUUUACUUUAAAUUUAAAUUUUAUUCAAAGUUUCUUGAUGCCAUAUUUUUUAUAUUUAAAUGCAUAUUUUAUACUGCAUAAGAGAUUUAGAAGAAGCGGACGAAUGGGUAUAAGAACGUCGAAACAACAAAAUAAGGAAUAUAAUGAUACAUCGGAAUAUACGCUUGUCUCUUCUUGUUGGUAUCCGUACAUGCAAAUCUUGUAAUUUAUACGUAAUUACAGACAAUCGCUUUUGUAUCGGGUAUCAUUUAUUUUUGCGUCUUCGCAAAAUUCCCAUUUAUUAUCAUGUGUUAUCGCACAGUUGCAAACGUCAAUUCUACGUCUUUGCUUUACUCUGUUAUGCAAUAUACAUGCUAUUGCUUUACAAGUUAUGAGAAUUUAAUAAAUAAUACGACUCUUUUUCUUUGAUCGAUCGACAUCUUUCGGAUAAACUUAAUUCAUUACGAAGCUACUAAUGCAUAAAUUUUUCAGCAACGAUGGAAUUAUGAAAUCUACCGUUAUUUUAAUUUCUUUUUAAUUAUGACGCCUUUGACAGUCAAAUUUGUUAAAUACUCUUAUCUAGUACGGAAAAGACGCCUCAUUAAAUGCAAUCUUAUUUACGUACACGGUAAUUAUUAUUAAACGCACAAAGGACGGGGAAAUUUCUCGUUUAAAAAGAAAUAUGGAUGGCCCUGUAAAUAUGAUUAUUUGUACGGACGUGUAAAUACGAUUAUUUGUACGGUCAGCUCGAAACAGACAGUGGCAUUGAACGGUAUUCGUAAAGGACUAUUAUUAGAGGCUCGGUCAUUUCUUUAUUUUCUAUGAUAUACCGCAUGUCCGCUUAGCCAUAAUUUGUGUCCCUCGUAAUCUUUACAUGGAAUCUAUAACCGCAACAAUGACACGAACCAAGCGAUCUUCAAGAUUAAAAACCACUUUUAUUCGAUUAUAAAAUACUGCGAAUUUCAUCGUCCAUGUCAUCUUUUCUUUUACUUUUAACAUUUUUUUAAUUGUAGGAAGGCAAGAAAGAAUUAUAAGAAUAUUAAAAGUUUCGUUUUUGACUGAAAGGAAAACGGGACUGAGAGGGUCACAAUGAAGUUUCCAAACCGAAUACCUGUGAUUUAUUACAAUUCCUUUCAAAUUUUAGACAGGUACGGGGGUUGUGAUCAAGUCAAAGGAUUCCCGUUAGACGGCCGGCAACCGCAACCCUUAAAAGGGAAGCCCCGAAAUGUCGAUGCUCCCAGUUGUGCGAUAGAUUUUCAAGAAUGAAGUUCUUCGGUUUGCUACUAAUUUUAAUCUUUGUCGUGGCGAUGACUAUCUAUCGUCUACCAAAAAGUGAAGUGUCUUUGAUGGAAAAUAAACGUCCUAAAUUCGUGCACGGUCUUCAGGAGUUGCGCUUCAAUCAUUACGUGCUAAAAACACUUGUUAAUAUCUAUAUAUAUAUAUGCAUAUAUAUACAUUUUAAAGAAACGAGUAAAUAACUGGAAUAAUAGACGAUGGGAACAAAUCUAAAAUGGAGAGGAAGCACACCAUUUGUUGGAAUACCAAGAAAAAGAUUAACAGCUUAAACAUAAAAACACUAUCGGUCAAAGUCGAGAACAUUUCCGGCUAUCUAUCUAUAUCCCUCAUCUACGUUGGCAUAGAUCCGCAGAAUCGAACAUGGACUCUAAUAUAUAGAUCGCGUAGAUCUUUGAUUUAAGUAAUUUCUUGUACAUGUAAAAAUUUCUUACGUUCUCCUGACAAAUUAAUUGUAAUCAGAUGGAGAAAAUGAAGCGACUAGGUAGAAUAAAAACUGAGGAGCUCUCUGAAAAAGUUGUUGACAAAUCCUGUACAAAGGUUAUUCAGAGACUGCCAUUAAUAACAUGGAGAGAUAGAAGACUGGAACUACGACUAAUUAUUCCUGUUAAUUCUUUUUCGAUGUAAAUCAAUUAGGAUGUAUACUUAGAAUAUUUUAUAAUUAAUAUGGUUAUGUGAUUGAUUUAUAUUAUUAAUAAUAUUUUUAAUUAAUCGCAUUUAUAAUUCAUCCUACUAAUAAUGGAAUAUUUAUAUUCUAUAAUUAAGAAAUAAAUUGUACAUUUACUAAUAUAUGAUAUUCUCGCUCUUCUCUUCAAUUGUCCCCACCUUUAUGUUAAUUCCUUACAUUAUCUCUUCCUACACUUCCAAGUUAUUGCAAAUAUAUAAAAUCUAUCUCAAAUAAAACUCUUUCACCGAAUUUUGGCCUCGGAUUUUAUAUCUGACGCAAUCGUCUAAACCCGGUUAGUAAAUAUCCAUAGAAACAAUCAUUAAUAUUAAUUAUUAUAAAUAAAAGAAUAUUUAAAAGAUAUUUAUGAACGAUAAUGUAUAUCCACACGGAACAAAAUUAUCGCAACAAAAAUAAUUUCCGUUUUCCGAGUAAAACGUCUAAAGCUGAAACCUUGAAAGUGACGAACGAUUAAUUAUCUAAGCGACAGAUUUAUCAUCGAAAGUUCCCAAACGGCACUGAAUAAAAUAUGAUACUGCGAAAACACUGACUUAUGUCGUCUACUCUUUCAAUAUUACCUACCACAAUCGCAAAUUCCUCUCUCUCUCUCUCUCUCUCUCUCUCUCUCUCUGUAUCUAUCUAUCUAUCUAUCUAUCUCGUUUAUUUCUUUCUCUCGCCUUUCGUGCCACGUAAUGCCCCGAAGCUGCCAACUUAGGCUGCUGAUUAGCGUCCUUAGUCGUGGCUGGCACUUUCUUAUAGUUCACUUUGGCUGUCCUUGUACCAUAAGGCCGUCAACUCAUUAGGAGCCAAUGACAAAUGCGCCGCGCCGUCGGUAAUCUCCGGAAAUUACGGAACUAUGGGUAUCUUCCUUGAAUUUCGACAGUGAAGGGUCUCACGUAUAAAAGCGCCGUGCACCAACAACUUCCUAUGAUUAUCAUUUGGUUCUUUCCACGUCAAACGUCUCUCGGCUGAACCUCAUCGAAAUGACCACACGCAUCGUCCCGCUGUUCGUGCUGUGCGCGGUAAUAUGCCAGACGUGUCUCGCAAAACCAGCGAAAGUGCUCCAGAAUCCACAAUCUUUGAACCCUGUGCAACACGAAGAAGCGAUAUCCACGGUUUCUGAUAACAAGAGGGAGCAACGAUCGCCACAGUUCGGAUUUUUGAACGGAGAUUACUCAGACUCUGACUUGGAUUUCGAAGAAGGAGAACGUAGCUUUAAACAUCACUACAAGCAUCAUCGCAAACCAGGAGGCUGUAGAGAUUAUCCUUGUGGACAAUAUCCAGGAUACGCGCCAUCUGUUUAUCCAUCAUAUCCAACACAGAGUGGAGCAUCAGGGUCUUUCGCCACAGCUUCCGCAGGAUCCAUCAACGCAAAUGGACCCACCGGGGGACAAAGUCACGCGAACGCACAAAGCGCCAGCUUCAACUUCGGACCGUAUUCCGCGUCCUUCAGCAUCGCUGAAUCUUCUUCGGCUGGCCAAAAGUUUUAAA
Bombus pyrosoma is the source of this 3667-nucleotide messenger RNA. RefSeq lists its product as uncharacterized. The transcript is spliced from 5 exons. Lineage: Eukaryota; Metazoa; Arthropoda; Insecta; Hymenoptera; Apidae. Bases 3160 to 3666 code for a protein of 168 amino acids. The record is from RefSeq and is a predicted model, not a curated record.